GGUGUCCUGUAGCGAGUCCUGUCUCACAAUGUAUUGGCCAUAUUAUGAUACUUGCACUCACUACUGCUGCAAAUGGUCAAACAGCAACUACGGCUAUUGCUGCUACAUUAGUAACGCCGACUCCAUCAUUAGUGACGACUUUCCUUACUGGAUUAUUGCCCCAAUCGUCAUCGGAGCGAUUCUUUUCAUUGGAAGCAUCGUUGGCUUCAUCGUGUGUUGUUGCGUGACCUCCUCAAACGGUAGGACGUACUAUCAAUCUUGUUGCAACAGUCGUGUGGGGGGAACAGCAAUAGAGAUGACAGCAUCAGUAAACCAGCAGCAAUCAAUGAUGAACAACCUCACUUACACACAGCAACAGUACCCGCAAGCUUACCCCAUGUACCCGCAACCCUACCACACGGGCCAACAAACCUGCGUCCCGGGCCCUCAAUUCGGCGUUCUUCAAACCCCCAUGCAGGCGGGUAGUUCGCCGUCAGUUCCUCCACCGUCUUCAUACGAGCAAGGAAACCAAGAUGCAAUCAAUCCUAAAACAUACUAACAAUUGCUGAAUGUUAACGGCCAGUCUCAGAGCAUUGAAAUUAAUGUUAUCAUGAUUUGCUAUUGAACAUAAUUAAGCCCAUAAAACGUUGUUAUAUGUUAAAAUAACUUCCGAUAACCAUAUAUCGUUAUUCCCGAAGCCAUCAUCGGCAGAACUAUAA
Molecule: messenger RNA, 698 nt
Organism: Dreissena polymorpha
Lineage: Eukaryota; Metazoa; Mollusca; Bivalvia; Myida; Dreissenidae
Exons: 2
Coding region: 29-538 (169 amino acids)
Source: RefSeq, a predicted model, not a curated record